AUGCCAAGUUCCGAUGACACACUUGUAACUGAUCAAUGCUCCGUUUCUUACAUGACACCAUGGGCAACCGUGGUUGCUCUCACCACCUGUUAUCUUCUUGUGAUUCUGUGGAUUUGUAAAAAUGGAAAGAAGAUGUGCCUACCAGUACCAGAUAGUCUUUUUCCUUAUCAGAAACAACUAAAACAGUUAAAAAGAGAUCUCUCGCGCUACCUCGUCGAAGACAACUGCAUCGAAAUUUUUGGUAGCCCCUUGGCUCAAACCCCACAAGGAACACUUUUCCGGGGAACAAUUAUUCCGCGAGUGAAGCAUCGGACAACGGAACGAGUCCCGGUGGCUGUGAAGGUGAGCCAUCCGAACCCAAAGUACAGUGUCGCGCUCUUAGAAGAAUCAGCGCGGAUCUGUCGUCUUGCUCAUCCAAAUAUCUCUCGAAUUUUGGCUGUCUCUCAGCUGUCAUUUACUGUUCUUCGUCCAGCAGUAGCAGUGGAAUGGCUUGCCGGUGGCAAUCUCGCCGACUAUUUCCAGCAUCAAAUCCGAGAUCGUGAAGAACGUCAACGCCCACAGAUAUUGCUCAGGGAUGUCCUAGAAGUUUUGCUGCAGGUGAGCGCUGCUCUGAGGCACUUCCAUGAAACUCUUGGCGAUGUCGCACAUGGAGCAGUGACAACGGAGAACGUCCAGUUGACUUCUCGAGAUCUGCGACGAUGUACAAUCAAACUGAGCUGCCUCUAUCCGCCUACAACGUCGCGCUUGCCACCAGAAAUCGUCUGCUCCACGGAGCGAAAUCCCAAACGCAGACAAGAAAGUGAUAUUUGGAUGUUUGGUGUACUUUGCUGGGAAAGCAUGACGUUGGGGGCCGAGCCUCACUACCAAAGAACACCUGAAGAAAUUCAACGAUGUUAUCGGCUACCAGAUCGUGGUUUGACUUGCCCACAAGGGUGUCCAUUGGAUGUUUGGUCGCUAGCCAUGGAAUGUCUAUCGGAAGCACAUCGUCGGCCACGUUUUGCUGGCGCUUCGCCCACAUUGGUCGACAGAGUGCAACAGCUACGCAAUUACUACAUACAAUCUAUGGACUGUCUCUAUCCCGUGCCAAAUAUUGGUAAUUGUACAUGUGCUGAGCACAAAUGUAAGAAAGUAGAGAGUUUUGACAGGGAAUGA
Haemonchus placei is the source of this 1152-nucleotide messenger RNA. The record is from the annotation of a GenBank genome assembly. Lineage: Eukaryota; Metazoa; Nematoda; Chromadorea; Rhabditida; Trichostrongylidae.